AUGGCCCAAGCUCUGGACUUGGUGCCCUGGCCGCCAGAUGCCAGCCCCAUCUACGCAGCACCUGCAGUUCUCAUUCCCCUGGAGCCCAAGAAGACCAUGUUAGCUGGAGUGAAGGAGCGCCUCUACCACCCCUGCCUGCCAACCCUGAGGCGCAUGGACAUGGACACCAUGGCCCACAGGCUCACCGACAUGCACUCCAGGACCACCACCACCUGCUCCAAAGAGGAUUUCCGAAGGGCGACCUUCACCUUGGCCGGAGUGCCCAGCAGGCCCCUCCCCUCCCGGGCCGUGCUGGAGCUGCGCCAGUCGCGGGCCGGCCGGUACCGCGCGGGGAAGCUGGCGCCGCUGCCGCCCGGCACCAACCAGGAGGAGUGGCCCAGCUACACGCGCGCCAUGCAGGACUGGUCCCGCUUCGUCUCCGCCGCCGGCGAGUUCGCGCUGCCCAGCUUCAACCGCAAAGUUCUUGGGUUCAGCUGUUAUGCUGUCAGAUACUUAAAACCAGACGUCACUCAAACCUGGAGGUAUUGCCUCAAUCAGAAUCCCAGCCUGGAUCGAUAUGGACCGAAGCCUCUUCCUUACAACACCGUGAACACCUACAGGAGCUUUGGAACCGCCCACAGCCGCUCUCACUACCUUGAGCCCUGGCGCUAA
This is a messenger RNA of Protobothrops mucrosquamatus (brown spotted pit viper), 651 nucleotides long. It is a transcript of the gene SPMIP8, whose product is annotated as testis, prostate and placenta expressed. The coding region runs from base 1 to 651 and encodes 216 amino acids. The record is from RefSeq and is a predicted model, not a curated record. The transcript is spliced from 7 exons. Lineage: Eukaryota; Metazoa; Chordata; Lepidosauria; Squamata; Viperidae.